Molecule: messenger RNA, 564 nt
Organism: Leptopilina heterotoma
Lineage: Eukaryota; Metazoa; Arthropoda; Insecta; Hymenoptera; Figitidae
Exons: 3
Coding region: 64-564 (166 amino acids)
Source: RefSeq, a predicted model, not a curated record
GAAAAUGUCAAUAAAAAUUAAAAAUAUUCUCAGAUUUGAAAAUUUUUUCACAAUAUUUACAAAAUGACUCGUCGAGAAAGUGUCGUAAUUCUAGUGAUGGCUGCUUUAAAAAUUUUACAAAAAACUGAUAAACCAACGAUUAGGAAAAUAUUUGCUUUUAUUACAAAGUGUAGUCCGCAGAAAACACCGAAAAGAAUGAUAGUUGCUGCACUUAAAAGAUGCGUUGAAUUUGGAAUAAUGAAACAAAAACGUGGACAUUAUUUUUUGUCAUGUUAUGACGAUCAGCAAAAAGUAAAACUUGAAGAUUUAAAAACAACAUCCGAAAUUCCACUGUCGUUGAAAAAUAAUGUUUUAAAAUUUAAACUUCCCAAAGUAAUUCAUCCAAAAAAUGAGUCUAUUUGUUUAAAUGUGAAAAAAAAUGAAAAUCCAUUGAGAAUUAAAAAAGAAAAAUCACAAUUAUUAUUCCUGACGAAACAACAUUCAAUUUGCGAUUUGUACAAAAAUCCAGAAUAUAAAGAUUCACAAUGUUCGAUAAUGUACACAAUUUCUCAUGAAAUGUCCUAA